This is a messenger RNA of Sinocyclocheilus rhinocerous, 1815 nucleotides long. Its product is annotated as protein RER1-like. The record is from RefSeq and is a predicted model, not a curated record. Bases 124 to 714 code for a protein of 196 amino acids. Gene Ontology annotation, biological process: protein retention in ER lumen; retrograde vesicle-mediated transport, Golgi to endoplasmic reticulum. Gene Ontology annotation, cellular component: Golgi membrane. The transcript has 7 exons. Lineage: Eukaryota; Metazoa; Chordata; Actinopteri; Cypriniformes; Cyprinidae.
GCCCUCUCAGCUGCGGCUAACCGCCGAUGCUAAAUAGCAAAUUAGCUUACGAGGUCUGACUAUUAGCCUUCAAGUUAUUUGGUUACAUUAUCAGGGAGUUUAUGUAAUAAACUUUGAGACAGAAUGCCAGAAGGAGACAGUGCCGGUGAAUCCAUCCAUGGGAGACCAUCAGCGAUCGGAAACUUCUUUAAACGGCUCGGGCAGAUUUAUCAGUCAUGGUUGGACAAGUCAACACCGUUCUCAGCAGUCCGAUGGGCGGCCACUCUUAUCCUAACGGCCAUAUAUAUGCUCAGAGUAUAUAUACUACAGGGGUGGUACAUAGUCACAUAUGCUCUUGGGAUCUACCACCUAAACCUCUUCAUUGCUUUCCUCUCACCAAAAGUGGAUCCCUCAUUGCUGGAUGAUCCAGAUGAGGGUCCAGAACUACCCACAAAACAGAAUGAAGAGUUCCGGCCGUUCAUCAGGAGGUUGCCAGAAUUCAAAUUCUGGCAUUCAGCGACGAAAGGCAUCGUCAUCGCUAUGAUUUGCACAUUCUUCGAAGCCUUCAACGUGCCAGUGUUCUGGCCCAUCCUCGUAAUGUAUUUCAUCAUGCUGUUCUGCAUCACCAUGAAACGGCAGAUCAAGCACAUGAUCAAGUAUAGAUACCUGCCCUUCACACAUGGGAAGAGAACUUACAGAGGCAAGGAAGACACCGCGAAAACCUUUGCUAGUUAAAAUUCCCCUUCCUGAAAUUAAAGUUAUUGAUGAAGAAUGGUGCGUAAAGGGGGUUGAGGUUUUUUUCUUUUUCUCUUUUGCUUUCUUUCUUUUUCUGAGCAAGGAAAAGCCAAGUUUGUUUUGAUCGACAUGGAAACUGUAAUGCUGCCUUUAAGCGUUCGGGGUUUGGGCCUUUGAGAAAUGCUGUUGAGAGCUUCUACACUGACAAAUUUUAAUAUAUUUGGACAACUAAGUAUGAGAUUUGACUCAUUUAUUUAUUUUUUUUGCUCAGUGGUCCAGAUUCUUCUUCAAACCUAGAGGAUUUGAUAAACUAUCUUCUCCAGUAUAGGUUUUAAAAUGGUAGUUCACUUGGAAAUGCUAAUUUAAAAAAAAUAAUAAUUUACUCACCUUCAUGUAAUUUUCGACCAGUGUGGCUAUUUUUCAAAAGACGAUAUUUAGCAGAAUGUCCAUGCUGCUCUGUUCCAUACCUUUAAUGUUAUGGAAAAUAGCAGCAUGAAUAUAAUCUCUUUUUAUGUUUCACUAGUGGUAAAAGUCAUAUUGGUUUGGAACUAAAUGAAGGUGAGAAGUUAAUUUUGGGUGAACUAUUGCAUGAUUAUUUACAAACGUGCGAAUAUAAUAUAAAAGAGUGGGGAGAGUUGUCAUUUGUAUAAUUAAUAUUGAUGGGAAACAAGCCACAUUUGAUCAUUUUAUGACCCCCAUGAUAAGAGAGAUGUUUAAUAUUCAUACCGUGGUACAUUUGGUGUCCUCCUUAGUUAAUAUAAUUAGAUUCAGUAUGCAGAUGAACGUAAGACGCUUCCGUGACAGGGGAGACGUUAUUGAUCGUAUAGGGACUUAGUGGAGUUCCAUAUUGCCACAUGUUAAUAUUUGCCUUUUAUGAACAUUUGUAAUUCUCUUAAUGUGCUGUAGCAUUGUAUUUAAUUUUUGUAUAUAGUUGUCCACCUUAAUCACAUCCAUUCGUGCUGUUUGUAAGUUAUUCUUCAGUAGUGAACCAUUUAAACCCCCUCACCUUGUACAUCAGGUUUUUUAAAGCAAAGUGUGCAUUCCAUUAAAAUAGUAUGAUACAAAAUUAUUGGCUGUAUGUUUUUAUCAUUUAAGCAUUCC